CGUGGGCUGGAACGAUGGUUCAGUCUGGUCCUGGAGCUCGGACCGGAUCGGGCUUGUGGACGAUGUUGCCCGGUCGGAGGAACGUGUAUGUGUUGCUGGACGUUUUGUGCGUCUCGGUCGCGUCUCUGCCUUUUAUCAUUAUGACUUUGAUCAACUCUCCGUAUAAGCGUGGAUUCUACUGCAGUGACGAUUCCAUCAGAUACCCCUACCGGGAUGACACCAUCACUCACGGGCUGAUGGCUGGAGUCACCAUUUCCUGCACCAUUAUUAUUAUCACCUCAGGAGAAAUGUACAUGGUAUUCUCAAAAAGGCUCUACUCUCGUUCUGAAUGUAAUAAUUAUGUUGCUGCACUGUACAAGGUGGUGGGUACCUACCUGUUUGGGGCUGCUGUUAGCCAGUCCCUCACUGAUCUGGCCAAGUACAUGAUAGGACGACCAAGACCAAAUUUCCUGGCAGUUUGUGACCCUGAUUGGACAGCUGUUAAUUGCUCAGGUUACGUCACCCAAUUCACUUGUCGCGGGAGCCAUGCAAAUGUAACAGAGUCAAGGCUUUCCUUCUACUCUGGACAUUCAUCAUUUGGGAUGUAUUGCAUGCUCUUCCUGUCUCUUUAUAUUCAGGCUCGUCUGUGCGGUAAAUGGGCUCGCCUCUUGCGUCCCACCAUACAGUUCUUCCUCAUAUCCUUUGCACUGUAUGUCGGAUACACCCGUGUGUCAGAUUACAAGCACCACUGGAGUGAUGUUCUGGUUGGACUCAUUCAAGGGGCAAUCGUGGCCAGCCUCACCGUGCGUUAUGUUUCAGACUUCUUCAAAGUCAGACCACCUCUUCAGUGUAGUGGGGACCCGCUUGAGAGUAAACCAAGCCUCCAGCUCUGCGAAUCUGAUCAGAAUCACUUUGGAUACCUGGCAGGAUCCUGAGACAUAACUCCUGACCUCUCUCUCUCUGUCCCUUUUGCAUUGUAUAAAAGACAUAUAUUAUGGGACUCCAUUCUUCAGAGGUUACCUUGCAGGCUGCUUUCAGGAGCUCUAAGGACUAAAUGGUCAGGUUUCUACAGACUGAAAUUUGAUCAACCUAUUUUUUUUUCUUUCAAGCACAAAAACCAAAGUAAUUUUUUUUAACUUAAGUUUAUGUGGCAGAGUGAGGCUGUAUUUUGCACAUGGCGUAUGUAUGUGAAUGUCUGUUAUGAUAAGCUGUCUUCUCUUAUAUGCAGGGUAUUUGUAAUUGGGUGUUUUUCUGUUUGCUGGUUUUGUAUCAUUGGGUAAGAUUGUGUUUGUAUGUCCCUGGGUAUGCAUUUAAGUCUGUGCCAGUCUGACCUGGCAUGCAUGGGUGUCUGACACUGAGCGCCAGUGUUUAUGCCUCCCACCACAUUGUGUGGCCCUCUGUGUGUGACUUGGAUUGUUUAUUUUCGGCUAUUCUAUUGUUGUGUUUUCUGUUUUUGUGUUUCUAUGAUGGAUCAUUUGUACCUGUGUCUCAAUAUCAGUCUGUGUGCCAGUGAUUGUGUGUGUUCCUGCCAACUAUUAUGCCUAUUCCAAACUGGCAUUGUGGAAGUGUUUCAAAGUGUCAGUUUGGUUUAAUAACGGCCUCAAUGGUUUCUGGAACUUAUCAGUACCCUAAUGACCAGCAGAAGACAGCAUUUAACAUUGGAUGGAUAAGGACAUCCCCUGUACCUUUUUCGUUCCAUCUCAAAGCUUAUUUUUAACCUGUCCACUAGCUAACUUUCCUGCACCCUACAGAUGUUGGAAGGAGAUGGGAUCUGUUAUGUAUACUUCAAAUGAUGCUGUAUAUACUUCGGCUAAGUGUGUUUUGCCCUGUCUCCAGACAUCCAAAGGGUUAAGUGGAGAUCCUAAUGAGUUUCAGCAAGUGCAUUAAUGGGAGUUUAUGGAAUUACCACCUCCCAAAUACUUUGUAUAUAAUAUGAGUUUAUUGGGUUUUACUGUGUAUGUAUCGUGACGAGCCUGUGUGCUGUUAACCCUUUACCCCCCCCCCUCUUGCACAGAAUAAAGGGGAUUAGCAAUAUAGCACCGUGCAGAUUAUGAUAUGGGUUUCCUAUCACAAAUUUAAAAGAAUAAUCUUUCACUAAAUCUGAAUUUUAAAAGUGUGGCACUGGGGAAAAUAAAAAAUCAUGUAAAACUAUAACCCACUACCAGUGACACCAAGAGUUUAGCACACAGGCUCAAGAUAUCUAAACCAAAUCAUCUUUUUAUGUAAAAAAAGAAAAAAAAAAAGAAAUAUUUUUUAUUUGUAUAAAAUAGAAUAAACUAAGAGCUGGUGUUGGUGGGAGGUGAAACGACCCCCACUAACCUUCUCUCUCUCUCUCA
This is a messenger RNA of Bombina bombina (fire-bellied toad), 2315 nucleotides long. It is a transcript of the gene PLPP2, whose product is annotated as phospholipid phosphatase 2. Gene Ontology annotation, biological process: phospholipid dephosphorylation; signal transduction; phospholipid metabolic process. The record is from RefSeq and is a predicted model, not a curated record. The transcript is spliced from 6 exons. NCBI's taxonomy places the organism in Eukaryota, Metazoa, Chordata, Amphibia, Anura, Bombinatoridae. The coding region runs from base 15 to 914 and encodes 299 amino acids. Gene Ontology annotation, molecular function: phosphatidate phosphatase activity.